This is a messenger RNA of Striga hermonthica, 783 nucleotides long. The record is from the annotation of a GenBank genome assembly. Lineage: Eukaryota; Viridiplantae; Streptophyta; Magnoliopsida; Lamiales; Orobanchaceae.
AUGGACAAUCCUGUUGUUUCAUCUGGUAAAACUGUUGGAAAGCCGAUAAAAUGUCGAGCUGCCGUGGCUAGAAAAGCCGGUGAGCCUCUGGUGAUCGAGGAAGUAUUUGUGGGCCCACCUAAGUCGGAGGAAGUUCGUAUGAAAAUCAUUUGUACCUCUCUCUGUCACAGUGAUAUCACAAUCUGGAAAAUGGAAAGUACACAGUUGUGCAUGUUUCGAAUAUAUAUAACGAAAAUUGAUCCUACUAUGCCUCCAAAUAAGGCUUGCCUUCUUAGCUGUGGAGCCUCCACAGGGGUAGGAGCUGCAUGGAAGUCUGCAAAGGUUGAAGCAGGAUCCACUGUAGCCAUUUUCGGUCUUGGGUCUGUAGGAUUGUCCGUUGCCGAAGGGGCAAGAUUAUGCGGUGCUGUUAAAAUCAUAGGCGUUGACGUGAACCCUGACAAGUUUGAUAUGAGUAAAGCUUUCGGCGUAACUGAUUUUGUUGACUCGAGGAACUGUGGUGAAAAACGAUUGAGCGAGGUGAUAAAUGAAAUGACAGGUGGAGGAGCCGACUUUUGUUUCGAAUGCGUGGGGAAGGCAUCCUUGGUCGAUGAAGCAUUUGCGUGCUGCCGCAAGGGUUGGGGAAAAACGAUUGUGGUUGGGGUGGACAAACCUGACUCACAAUUGACAUUUGGAUCUUUCGAUGUACUUCAUCUUGGCAAAACGAUCAUGGGCUCAUUGUUUGGAGGUCUUAAACCGAAACGGGACGUACCAAUCCUCGUCAAACGGUACAUGGACAAGGUAUAG